Leptinotarsa decemlineata (Colorado potato beetle) is the source of this 1783-nucleotide messenger RNA. It is a transcript of the gene Tmep, whose product is annotated as Transmembrane endosomal protein. Lineage: Eukaryota; Metazoa; Arthropoda; Insecta; Coleoptera; Chrysomelidae. The record is from RefSeq and is a predicted model, not a curated record.
UUAUUGCGUUAUCGUCUAUGUGAAUAUGUCAAUGUAUCGACUGGACAAAUAUUGACAGUGUAAUAAUUGAGAGAUUGUGUAGAUUAUCUUUGUUUCUUGAAUUGAGAUAUGCAAUUGGUUUGAUUCUCAGAAAUAGUGACUCAAAAAUGUUGGUGACUAAGAUAUAUUUCUAAAUACCAUAAGCCCGAAAAGAACAACUUGAUAUUUCUGCAACCAUCUGAAUAGAAAGAGAACAUAUGUCAUCCAGGAUGGAUGAAAACACAUCUACAAGAACAUCACUUUUCGCCGAUAAUUCCUCAACUGCUUCGUCGAUUAUUCAAGCAAUCAUUCCGCCAGCUGAUCAAAUUUUUCUUCAAACAAAAUCGUGUCAAACUAUUUCUGGAUUAUUUGUGUUUGCAGCUCUAUUUUUAACUUGUUCUCAGAUUUAUCAUCACCUGAGAUGGUACACGAAUCCAACAGAACAACGCUGGAUUGUGAGGAUCCUAUUUAUUGUACCAAUUUAUGCUGUUCAUUCUUGGAUAAGCCUUUUAUUCUUUAACAGCGACAAUUACUAUGUGUACUUCUUCACAGUUCGUGACUGUUAUGAAGCAUUUGUGAUCUACAAUUUUUUGUCUCUUUGCUAUGAGUACCUUGGAGGAGAAGGAAACAUAAUGUUAGAAAUCAGAGAUAAACCCAUCAAAUCUACAUGUUUGAAUCCGUUCUGGAGUGGAAAAACAUACACAAUUGGAUUUUUGAGAUUUUGUAAGCAAGCUACUCUACAGUUUUGUAUUGUAAAACCUCUCAUGGCAUUCGUGAUCAUUUUCCUGCAAUCUUUUGGCCAUUAUCGUGAUGGUGACUGGAGUCCUGAUGGCGGUUAUAUAUACAUCACAAUCAUAUACAAUAUAUCUGUGUCGCUUGCAUUGUAUGGGCUCUUUUCCUUCUAUUUUGCUACACGUGAUUUAUUGACACCAUUUGAACCUGUACUAAAGUUUACCACUGUUAAAUCUGUUAUCUUCUUAUCCUUCUGGCAAGGAGUAGGCCUCGCUAUUUUAGAGAAAGCAAAUGUUAUCUCGCCAGUUAUAAAUAAUAAUGUAACUAGUACCGUUGGCACAGUGUCUGCUGGAUACCAAAAUUUUCUGAUAUGUAUAGAAAUGUUUUUCGCCGCCAUAGCCUUGAGGUACGCUUUUCCAUAUAGAAAAUAUGCUCAAGGUUGUUUAACCGACUCGAGAGGAAGGUCUGUGACAAUGCAGAGUAUUUCAAGCAGUCUCAAGGAAACAAUGAACCCAAGAGAUAUUAUGACUGAUGCUAUUCAUAAUUUCCAUCCACAGUAUCAACAGUAUACCCAGUAUAGUUCUAAAGUCCCUUCACGACAGCCUUAUGAGAGUUUAUGAUAUACACAAUACAGCGAUGACUAAAUCGCUGAUGGCCGUUUUAGCUGCAUUCCUCCAUUCUCAACUGUUUCUGAAUCUACCAGCAGAAUUGCAUGGUGGAUUCUUGUUAUGAGAUAAAUGUACUAUUCUGAUUGUAGUGUUUUUGAAUGUUACUUAUUUUUUUUACUCAUGUUAUAUAAUUAAUUUUAAAUAUUCACCUAUAAUCAAUAAACAUGUUCGAUAAGACUAAGUUCCUUUCUUUGAAUAUAAUUGAAUGGGUGAUUUUUAUUUAUUUAUUUAUUACAUGGAUUGAAGCCUAUUAUAAAAAAAGUUUAUAUUUGCUCUUCACUAAUCGAUUACCAAAUGUAUAGAAUAGUUAUUAGUGCUAUACUUGUAAAUUCAUAUAUUAGAAAAAUAAAAAUAAUGUCACACAA